This is a messenger RNA of Effrenium voratum, 810 nucleotides long. Lineage: Eukaryota; Dinophyceae; Suessiales; Symbiodiniaceae. The record is from the annotation of a GenBank genome assembly.
AUGGACUCGGCGACAACCCUGCUGCUUGGAGAUGUGGGCUCCUACAUGGAUGACGGUGAUGCCGAUCUUCAACAGCCCUUGUGGAGCUACAUGUCAUCCAUGCUGUUGACUUCAACGAAGCCUGACCCUGACCUUUUGUCAGGCCUUGCUGCGCGAUGGGUCAGCUACCAUGCCAUGGAUGGGUUUGCAGUUGAGGGCAACGAGGUCAUCCGAGUGAUUGCCAAGGAAGUUCGGGAAAGCAGAGCCAAGGUCUGUGAACUGGACGAAAAGGUGAGGGAGGCCAAAGCAGAAUGCGGUUGCAGAAUGUUGGCCCACCAGAACACGGUGGACAAGAUGUUGCGCAACACCGCCCUGACCGACAACCCGUACAAGUUUCAGGCUCGCAAGCAGGCAGCCGAUCAGUGGAUGAGCCGAAUGGAAAACGCGCUUCGCUCAAGCUCAGUGGCUCCACGUGAAACUGAAUUGGACCAUGCCUCCAACCUCUUCAGGACCCUGCUUGAGAAGCUGGUUACCACAGUGCAGUCUGAGAAUGGCCCCGUCAUGAUGCUCCCUGAUGACUGCAAAGCUUCUGGGGCUGCUACUUGGGGUGAGGAGGAAAAAGAUCUCAUGAAUUUGAUGGAGGAGGCAGCGAAGAACGACCCGCCUCAGCUGAUCCAAGCCAGCCCGCCGCGCGCCGAUGCAAAGCUCGAGGAGCCUGUGGCCAAGGAGGAUGUGAGGGUCAAAGAAGAUGUGGAGAUGGCUUUGGUUGCAACAAAAGCUGCGAAGAUGGUGUUCAUGAGGAAGGACACUUCUCAGUUGGAGGCCUCUUGA